Molecule: messenger RNA, 603 nt
Organism: Paecilomyces variotii
Lineage: Eukaryota; Fungi; Ascomycota; Eurotiomycetes; Eurotiales; Thermoascaceae
Product: Rho GTPase Rho3
Exons: 8
Coding region: 1-603 (200 amino acids)
Biological process (GO): small GTPase-mediated signal transduction
Molecular function (GO): GTP binding; GTPase activity
Source: RefSeq, a predicted model, not a curated record
AUGGUCUCGCUGGCUCUGUGCGGACGACAGAAGGUCGUCCAGCGCAAGAUGGUGCUUCUAGGAGAUGGUGCCUGUGGAAAGACAUCAGCGCUGAACGUCUUCACGAGGGGUUUCUUCCCAACUGUCUACGAACCUACUGUUUUCGAGAACUAUGUACACGAUAUCUUCGUCGACAACGUACACAUGGAAUUAUCUCUGUGGGAUACGGCAGGUCAGGAAGAAUUCGACCGGUUACGCGCCCUUUCCUACGAAGACACGCACGUCAUAAUGCUUUGUUUCAGCAUUGAUAACAAAGAUUCGUUCGAGAACGUGUCGUCAAAAUGGAUGGCCGAGAUCCAAGAAAACUGCCCCGGAGUGAAGAUUGUCCUGACUGCGCUCAAGUGUGAUCUGCGAAAGGACGAAGAGCAGAAUGAGAACCCGAACGCGAUAAGCUUCGAGGAGGGACUGAGCAAGGCAAAGGAGAUUGGCGCUGUCAAGUAUCUCGAGUGCUCUGCCGUUCAAAACCGGGGGAUUCGAGAGAGCUUCUACGAAGCGGCCAAGGUUGCGCUCGAGGUCAAGGCUUCGGGAUCGAAAGGAGGCGGCUCGCAAUGCAUUAUUCAGUAA